This is a messenger RNA of Limanda limanda (common dab), 2840 nucleotides long. It is a transcript of the gene nr4a3, whose product is annotated as nuclear receptor subfamily 4, group A, member 3. Gene Ontology annotation, cellular component: transcription regulator complex; nucleus. Bases 268 to 2037 code for a protein of 589 amino acids. Gene Ontology annotation, biological process: regulation of transcription by RNA polymerase II; cellular response to corticotropin-releasing hormone stimulus. Gene Ontology annotation, molecular function: nuclear receptor activity; RNA polymerase II cis-regulatory region sequence-specific DNA binding; zinc ion binding. The record is from RefSeq and is a predicted model, not a curated record. NCBI's taxonomy places the organism in Eukaryota, Metazoa, Chordata, Actinopteri, Pleuronectiformes, Pleuronectidae. The transcript has 8 exons.
AUCUAUCGACUCUUGGUGAUUAUUCCGGAUGGGAGUAGGAUACUUCAUGCGAGGUUAUUGCCGCAUGUAAAGACGGAACCGCUACAGCAAACCAACCCAGGUUCGGAAGAGCGCGUCCAGCCCAGCUCGGAGCACCGGCGAUCGGACACAUCCAGCGCGACACCCGCCGAGCUCUACCCGCUCCAGGAGCCCUGUCCCGGCCGCAGCCACGCCACCCCUCACCCCCGGACACCCAGCACCAUUCAGCGCGAAGCUCUUUCACCAGACAUGCCCUGUGUGCAGGCUCAGUACGGGCCCGCCCCUCCAGGCUCAGCCUACUCUGGCCAGUCCUUCAGUUACCAGGGCGACAGCUACGGCUCUGACCUCAUGACCCCCGACUACACCAAGCUGGACCUGGGCGGUGGUGAGAUCUCCGCCGCCGCCGCCACCACCUCCCUCCCCAGCUUCAAUGUGUUCGUGGAGGGCAGCUACGAGCCCAAGUCGUCCUGCCUCUACCAGAUGCCCCCCCACCGGGCCACCAUCAAAAAGGAGGAGGAGAGCUACCCGACCGCUCCGGCGCUGGAGGCCAUGUCGUCCUCCGCCAUGUACUUUAAGCAGUCCCCCCCCUCCACUCCCACCACUCCGUCUCUGCCGCCCCAGCACGGCACCUCCUUCCUGUGGGAGGAGCACUCCCUUGCCCCUCCGUCGCACCCCCACUCCUUGGGGUCCAGCCUGGAGACGGGCCCCCUCAAGUCUCCCCGUUUUCCACACUUCUACCAGCACUCACCCCCCCACAGUGGCGGCAGCGUCGGCGGCUAUGAGAGCCUGGGGGGUCUGAUUCGAACAUCCUCCUCUUCCUCCUCCUCUUCAUCCUCGGUGUCCCACCCUCACUGUCCACCCCUGGACCAGCCCAUGUACCAGCUGCACCGUGGGGCCGGGGGCAGCAGCCUGGCCUUCCGGUCCCUGGCCCUCGGGCCCUGUGGCCCCCUGCUGGGAGACAGCCUGCCCUCCCCUCCCCCCCGUGGCCCUCAGGGUGAGGGCACCUGUGCGGUGUGUGGGGACAACGCGGCGUGCCAGCACUACGGCGUGCGCACAUGCGAGGGCUGCAAAGGCUUCUUCAAGCGCACCGUGCAGAAAAACGCCAAGUAUGUGUGUCUGGCCAGUAAGAACUGUCCUGUGGACAAGAGGAGGCGCAACCGCUGCCAGUACUGCCGCUUCCAGAAGUGCCUGAGUGUGGGCAUGGUGAAGGAAGUGGUGCGCACCGACAGCUUGAAGGGCCGCAGAGGCCGACUUCCUUCCAAACCAAAGAGCCCCCUGCAGACAGAAGGGUCUCCACCUUCUCCCCCCCUCAGCCUGCUCUCCGCUCUGCUCAGGGCUUAUUCCCACUGCACGCCCCGUGACUUUGACUACAGCCAGUUCAGUGCUGCCGACCCUCCCUCCUCCUCCUCAGACGCCGAGCACAUCCAGCUCUUCUACAGGCUGCUCACCUCCUCGAUGGAGACCACCAGGUGCUGGGCCGACCGGCUGCCCGGCUUCUCCGAGCUCCAGCGUGAGGAUCAGAACCUGCUCAUAGACUCUGCCUUCCUGGAGCUGUUCGUCCUGAGACUGGCUCACAGGUCAGUGUUGUCAGAGGACAAACUGGUGUUCUGUAACGGCUUGGUGCUGCACAGGUUCCAGUGCCUUCGUGGGUUCGGAGAGUGGCUGGACUCCGUUCGGGAUUUCGCCAACCACCUCCAGAGCCUGAACCUGGACGCCUCUGCCUUCUCCUGCCUGGCCGCCCUUGUACUGCUCACAGAGCAAGUCCCGGGUCUGAAGGACUCAAAGCGCGUGGAGGAGCUGCAGAAUAAAGUGAUUUCCUGUCUCCGAGACCACCUGGGCUGCGGACCCUCUUCGUCCUCGUCCAAGGCCGCGCCCCCUCUGAGUCGCCUCCUGGGUUUGAGGGCGGAGCUCCGUUCCCAGAGAACCCAGGGCCUUCAACGAAUCUUCUACCUGAAGCUGGAGGACCUGGUUCCGCCUCCACCGCUGAUCGACAGGUUCCUGGACACUUUGCCCUACUGACGGCCCCCCCCGGACCACCCAAACAAAGACCCACUUCACGUCCUGUUCAGGUGUUUUUCCCCCUGAGGAGCACGCGCGCACACGCGUGUGCAGAAGAGAGAGACUCGUUCCACUCUGUCUGAUGCAGAACAGAGAGAGCCAAUCAAAUGCUUUCCACUCUUCAGGACAACCAAUCAAGAAUGUCUUUUCACAAAUGGACAACCAACUAAAUGCUUUUCACCAGUAUAAAAGACAAUUGCUCAAAUGUUUUAUCACUUUUUUUGUUUUCCGAUCCUCCUAUUUUUCUCACACGGGGGAGGAGGACGGAGGCUGAGACGGACAAUGGAAAAUGACUUAUUACCGUCCUCUCUCCAUCUGGGUGGCAUCUCAUCCAGCAUAAAAAAAAGAAAGCAAGGUUUAUAAAGUACUGUUUAUCUGUGUUUUGGCCCCGGCUCGUCCAGUCUGAGGACUUUUUGGUAAUGAGGGAAGGGGAGGUGUGGUGUGAUCGAAUGUUAUCAGAGCUGAAGAUGUCCCAGUCAAACAGUGUAUUGUCCUUCGUCCCGCUGGAAGUGUGAGCGCAGACAUGCAGAGACACAUCCCAAAGCACAACACAACAGAGAUUUGAUAAACACAUGGAAGAGGCUGUUGAGUCGAGCUCCUGAUUCCAAGGUGCAAUUCCAGAAGUGCUAUCUCGCCACAAAAGGAAGAGAGACGGGGCGGUUGAAUUUUACAAAGACGUGUCCUGCACUGUCGGUAGCUAAAAAGAAUACGAGACAGUCUCCUCCCGCCAUUAGGUUAGACAGCGGGGGGGGGGGGGGGGGGGG